Molecule: messenger RNA, 2244 nt
Organism: Carica papaya (papaya)
Lineage: Eukaryota; Viridiplantae; Streptophyta; Magnoliopsida; Brassicales; Caricaceae
Product: wall-associated receptor kinase 2-like
Biological process (GO): protein phosphorylation; cell surface receptor signaling pathway
Cellular component (GO): plasma membrane
Molecular function (GO): protein serine/threonine kinase activity; ATP binding; polysaccharide binding
Source: RefSeq, a predicted model, not a curated record
AUGGCAAUUGCAGAAAUUAGAAUCAUAUUGCUUCUGCUAUCCACAUCCAUUUGGCUUCUUUCAUCAUCAUCUUCACCACCCAGCUCUGAAUCAUUCCCUCUCGCCAAACCCGGUUGCGCAGAUCGCUGCGGCAACCUAAUCAUCCCAUACCCAUUUGGGACGACCCAAGAAUGCUCUUACGAUGAUCGCUUUCUGAUCAAUUGCAACCAAACAUUUGAUCCUCCCUUACCCUUUUUUACAGCGGCCAAUAGGAGAGUCACCAGCAUCACGCUCGAGGGAAAGUUGAAAAUGAUGCAGCCCAUAAUAAGGCAUUGCUACAACAAGGCAGGUGAAUUGAUCAGAGCCGACUGGUCCUCGUUCCUAUCCAGCUUCAUGAUCUCCCCAACUGACAACAAGCUUGUCUUUCUUGGCUGCGACACUCAAGCUGAAGUCAUGUUUUCUCGAGGUAGUAAUCGGAGCCUGUUAUACAAAUUAGGCUGCUCCAGUACUUGCAACAGCCUUGAGUACGUAGACAGCAGCUCAUGUUCAGGUGUGGGGUGUUGCCAGAUACCAGUCGCUGUUGACAAACGAGUAAAUUAUAUUUUCAUAAAUAUGAGUAGCUUUAACAAUCAUAAGCUUGUUUGGGAGUUCAAUCCAUGUAGCUACGCUUUUAUCGUUGAGGAAAACCAGUUCAAUUUUUCUUCAAAGUAUCUUGGCGGUCUGGGAACAUUAAGAGAGCUGCCUUUGGUUCUUGAGUGGGUGAUUGGCGGUGCAAGUUGCAAGGAAGUGAAAGAGAAAAUGAUGCGUAAUGCUUGUGAGGAAAAUAGCCAGUGUUACGAUUCAGAAACUGUGUUUGGAUAUAAGUGCAAGUGCCAAGAGGGUUAUCAAGGAAAUCCGUACUUGCCUCAUGGUUGCCAAGAUAUAGAUGAAUGCAAAAGUCGAAGUCUCCAUAAUUGUUCACACGCUUGCUCUAACACAAAGGGAAGCUUUACAUGUUUGUGCCCAAAACGACAUCGUGGGGACGGAAGGAUAGGCGGGGAAGGUUGCAUUCUUGAGGAAUCUUUAUUAAUCCAUAUUACUGUCGGUUGCAGUGCAGGAUUUGGCAUAAUGGUUUUAGUGAUUGGUAGUUUGUGGUUAAGGAAACAAGUGAAAAGAAGGAAGAAAGUAAAGCUUAAGCAAAGAUAUUUUAAGAGGAACGGAGGAUUGAUAUUACAACAACAAUUGUGUGGCAGUAGUGAUGAGAGUAAUAUGGAAAAAGGAAAAUUGUUUAGUGCUAAAGAGUUGGAGCAUGCUACUAACAAUUAUAACGAGAAUAGAAUUUUGGGUAAGGGAGGACAGGGCACUGUUUAUAAAGGGAUGUUAGAGGAUGGGAGAAUCGUAGCUAUCAAGAAAUCAAAAGUUGUGGAUGAAAGUUACCUUCAACAAUUUAUCAAUGAACUUGUGAUUCUAUCACAAAUUAACCAUAGAAAUGUGGUAAAAUUACUCGGAUAUUGUUUAGAGACUGAAGUUCCUCUACUUGUUUAUGAGUUCAUCCCAAAUGGAACACUAUCUCACAUAAUUCAUCAAACUGAUAAUACCGAAUUCCUAUUUACUUGGGACAUACGUUUACGAAUCGCCACAGAAGUUGCAAACGCUUUGUCUUAUUUACAUAGUGCUGCUUCAAUGCCUAUUUAUCAUCGUGACAUCAAGUCUACAAAUAUAUUAUUGGACGAAAAAUAUAGAGCAAAGAUAUCAGACUUUGGGACUUCUAGAUCCAUUUCAGUUGAUCAAACUCAUUUCACUACUCAAGUACGAGGAACUUUUGGAUAUUUAGAUCCAGAGUAUUGCCAGUCAAACAAAUUUACAGAAAAAAGUGAUGUUUAUAGUUUUGGAGUUGUCCUUGCUGAGCUCUUAACUGGACAGAAACCGAUUUUUCCUGCACUAUCUGAAGGGGAUGAUAGAAGCUUGGCAAUCUAUUUUUCACGAUUCAUGAGGAAUAAUCGUUUAUUUGAAAUUAUUGACCUUCAUAUUGCCAAUGAGGUCGGAAAGGAAGAAGAAAUAACUACUGUUGCAAAGAUUGCAACAAACUGUUUAAACAUCAAUGGCAAGAAUAGACCAACAAUGAAGCAAGUAGCGAUAGAGUUGGAGAGGUUAAAAGGAAUAGACAAGCUUCCAACAAUAGAAGAGAUUUCUACUAACGAAAUGAGUCCACAUUCUCAACAUUAUGAUGGAGUUACUUCAGAGGAUGAAGAGACUGAAUACUUGCUUGUCACUACUGAAUCAUAA